Otolemur garnettii (small-eared galago) is the source of this 1748-nucleotide messenger RNA. RefSeq names its product charged multivesicular body protein 1A (gene CHMP1A). Gene Ontology annotation, biological process: protein transport; endosome transport via multivesicular body sorting pathway; late endosome to vacuole transport. The record is from RefSeq and is a predicted model, not a curated record. The transcript is spliced from 7 exons. Lineage: Eukaryota; Metazoa; Chordata; Mammalia; Primates; Galagidae. The coding region runs from base 114 to 704 and encodes 196 amino acids. Gene Ontology annotation, cellular component: multivesicular body; ESCRT III complex.
GACCCCGGAAGGCCCUGCCGGGCGAAGCUGGUUUUUUCGAUUGCCGCCGGGAUUUGCAGUCGCCGAGUUCGUGUCCCUCUGCCUCUCUGAGGGGCGCCGCCGCUCGCCUGGCCAUGGACGAUACCCUGUUCCAGUUGAAGUUCACAGCAAAACAACUGGAGAAACUAGCGAAGAAGGCAGAGAAGGACUCCAAGGCCGAGCAGGCCAAAGUGAAGAAGGCCCUUCAGCAAAAGAAUGUGGAGUGUGCCCGUGUAUAUGCCGAGAAUGCCAUCCGCAAGAAGAAUGAGGGUGUGAACUGGCUGCGCAUGGCAUCCCGUGUGGACGCAGUGGCCUCCAAGGUGCAAACGGCUGUGACCAUGAAAGGGGUGACCAAGAACAUGGCACAAGUGACCAAAGCCCUAGACAAGGCCCUGAGCACCAUGGACCUGCAGAAGGUGUCUGCAGUGAUGGACAGAUUUGAGCAGCAGGUGCAGAACCUGGAUGUACACACAUCGGUGAUGGAAGACUCCAUGAGCUCGGCCACCACACUCACUACGCCUCAGGAGCAAGUGGAUAGCCUUAUUGUGCAGAUUGCCGAGGAGAAUGGCCUAGAGGUACUAGACCAGCUCAGCCAGCUGCCCGAGGGUGCCUCUGCUGUGGGCGAGAGCUCCGUACGUAGCCAGGAGGACCAGCUGUCUCGGAGGUUGGCUGCCUUGAGGAAUUAGCUGCCCCGCUGUACACUGCCUCCUCUGCCCCAUGGAUCUUGCCACUGCCUCAGCUGCUCUCACCUGCAAGGCCCAGAAUUAUUCCUGUUUUCAUAGAGCGGCAGUGGGCCUCUGUCCUGGUGUUGCAUUUAUACGGACUUAGGGGUAACUUCUGUGACUCUGAGCUCCCCUCUGCCCUCCAUGGAGUUGAUGGACACUGGCCAACAGGUGCCGUGCGGACCUCAGCCCAGAGAUGUGGGGGCUUCAGACUCUGUAGGCACUGCUACUCUCCACCUAUGGGGCAGUAGGGUGGCGCCACCCCUGUUGCCAACCAGUUCCCGGAGGCCCCUAUGUGCAGGAGGUCCCCACCAAGUGGACUGACACAGCUGAGGAGGGCCAGUGGCCUACAUGAUGAUGUCAGGUACUGGCAGCCUUUUCCUGGUGGCAUUAACAGUCCACAGCUAGCCGCCUCCGUUGUUCCAGGGUUGGGUGUUUGCUGCCCGUGCCAGCUAGCUGGACCCACUCAGGCUAACUGCGGACUUUGGCACAGAACUGCUGCCCAACUCCAACCUGGGGUGCCCACUUGGGAUUCAUUCUCAUCCUUGCCUACUGCCACCUCGUCAGGUGCCUUGGGCCUGUAGGCUGUAGUCUGUGUCCUCAGCUCCUCCUGGUGGCACAGAUUCAUUCUUUCAGGGGCCUUGUAUUCCUUGAUGGCAGGUACUGCCCUUUUGGCUCACUCCUAUCACUGUAAACGGGGCCUCCCCCUACUGCGCCUCCCUCCUGCCUUCCCAAUCUGGAAGCCAGAGUGGCUGGUGAGUAGUGCCUGGGAGAGUUGCUGUGCAGGGCACCAGUGAGUCACCUGCCCCUGUGGCCAUGGUGGGCUUGCCAGGACAGUUGACAAUUCCUUAGGCAUGGGCUGCUGUUUUUGUUUUUUCUGUUCCCUAAAGUUUACUUCAUUUUCCCGAAGCAGUUGGAGUAGGCAGCCUGGGGGGCAUGUGGGUCCUUCCACCUCAGCACAAGCUGGAGAUGGCCAUGUGGCUUUUGUGUAUAGAAUGUGGAAACUUC